AGUUAUCAAACAACCUCGAAUCAGGAUGGAAGUGGAUCUCCUCUCGGCAUUCGCCGUUGGCUGCAUAGUUAUUCUAAUCUAUCACUAUGUUAGCCAAAAGUACCUCUACUUUCUGGCCAAACCAAUACCUUCUCUGAAGCCAACCUUUCUCGUUGGAAACAUCGGUGACAUCAUCUUCCGUACCAAGGAUGCACUAACGCACAUCAACGAGUUGUACUACGCUUUUCCCGAGUCCAAAGUCGUUGGAUUCUACGAGCUGACCAAACCGGUGUUCAUGCUCCGUGAUCCAGAAGUGAUCAAACAAAUUACCGUCAAAGACUUUGAUCAUUUUAUGGAUCGGUCCCUUCCAUCAGCUAACGAUCGCGCCGAUACCGACCAACCCGUAGAAGGCCUAUUUGCCAACUCCCUGGUUGCGUUCCAGGGCCAAAAGUGGAAGGACAUGCGAUCGACGCUGAGUCCGGCCUUCACCGGGAGCAAGAUACGGCACAUGUUCGACCUGGUGGCCGACUGUAGUCGAUCAAUGGUGGAACACUUCCGCUCGGAAGCGAACGCCGGUCGCCGAUUGGAGUGUGAGCUAAAGGAUGUGUUUUCGAGAUUUUGUAACGACGUGAUCGCAACUGUGGCGUUCGGGAUCCGGGUGGAUUCGGUGCGCGAUCCUGAAACCGAGUUCUACGUCAAGGGCAAGCAGUUGCUGGAUUUUCAAUCGCCGAAGAUCAUUUUGAAGUUUUUGCUGUUUCAAACCGUUCCGUGGUUGAUGCGCAAACUGAAGGUGGACUUUGCGGACGCCGACCUGGCUGACUACUUCAAGGGCAUCAUUCAGGACAAUAUGAAACAGCGGGAAGUUCACGGAAUUGUGCGGAACGAUAUGGUCCAGAUGCUGAUGGAGGUUCGGAAGGGUACUUUGAAGCAUAUCGGCGAUGAUCGGGAAUCCAAGGAUUCAGGGUUUGCAUCUGUUGAGGAGUCCCAUUUCGGGAAAUCCACCCAUUCGCGGGCUUGGACGGAUAAUGAGUUGAUAUCGCAAUGUUUCGUGUUCUUCAUAGCUGGACUUGAUACCGUAUCGUCCUGUUUGACCUUCCUGACGUACGAAUUAACGCUAAAUCCUGACAUUCAGAAGCGUUUGUAUGAGGAAGUCAUGGAUACGGAGCGACUCCUCUCAGAGAAACCUCUCAGCUACGAAGCUCUACAAAGUAUGAAGUAUCUGGAUAUGGUGGUGUCAGAAACGCUUCGCAAGUGGCCUCCGACCAUAGACACGGAUCGAUAUUCGACGCGAGACUACCUGCUAGACGACGGCGCCGGAUUGAAAGUGCCAAUUGAGAAAGGUCGUUCGAUCUACAUUCCUAUAGUGGCCAUCCAGAACGAUCCGAAGUAUUACCCAGAUCCGGAUCGAUUCGACCCGGAACGGUUUAGCGACGAGAACCGCUCGAAGAUUGUCCCGGGAACGUUUAUUCCGUUCGGAGCCGGCCCCAGAAACUGUAUUGGAUCGCGUUUGGCACUGAUGGAGGUCAAGGUGGCUGUAUAUUACUUGCUCAGGGAAUUUAGUCUGGAGAGGACGGAGCGCACCGAUGUGCCGAUUAGGUUGACCAAAAAGGCUAUUGAUUUGCGGACGGAGAAUGGAGCUUGGGUGGAAUUGAAACCACGAAAAAUAUAGUUUGUAGAUCUAAUUUUGCUAACUUAAGAUUGUUAACAUACCGUAGAAUAUAGAAGUAUCCAUCUAAGAAUAUUACCUGAAAGAAAAAGGAAAUAGGAAAAUUUUAGUUUUAGUUGGUAAAAUAAAUAAAUAUUUUUGACAUGAUA
Molecule: messenger RNA, 1794 nt
Organism: Aedes aegypti (yellow fever mosquito)
Lineage: Eukaryota; Metazoa; Arthropoda; Insecta; Diptera; Culicidae
Product: probable cytochrome P450 9f2
Exons: 2
Coding region: 26-1648 (540 amino acids)
Molecular function (GO): heme binding; oxidoreductase activity, acting on paired donors, with incorporation or reduction of molecular oxygen; iron ion binding
Source: RefSeq, a predicted model, not a curated record